Neltuma alba is the source of this 1541-nucleotide messenger RNA. RefSeq lists its product as uncharacterized. NCBI's taxonomy places the organism in Eukaryota, Viridiplantae, Streptophyta, Magnoliopsida, Fabales, Fabaceae. The coding region runs from base 129 to 953 and encodes 274 amino acids. The transcript is spliced from 8 exons. The record is from RefSeq and is a predicted model, not a curated record.
CUCUGAUCGACUUCCAGGUUGUAUACAAAUACCCCACGUCGCCACCCUCUUUCCUUCAUUUCCUUUAAAUUCCCCUCAGGUCCCUCUCCCUUCCAUCUUCUUCUUCUUCAUCUUCAUUUCAAUCUGCUAUGGAUUCUUGCAGCAAAUCAUCUGCUCCUGAUUCUUCUUCUUCUCCCUUCGACUGCCUCAUUUUCGAUUUGGACGACACUCUGUAUCCAACCACCACUGGAAUCGGUGAAGCUCUCAAGAAAAAUAUUGAAGUUUUCCUGGUGGAAAAAUGUGGAUUCCCACAGAGCAAAGCUUCAAGCCUCCGCGCUGAACUUUUCAGAACAUACGGAAGCACCCUUGCUGGUUUGCGAGUAGCACUGGGCUAUGACAUCACUGCAGAAGAUUACCACAGUUUCGUGCACGGAAGGUUGCCUUACGAGUCCAUCAAACCCGACAUUCAGCUGCACAAACUCCUUUGCAGCAUCAAACAGAGGAAAAUUAUAUUCACAAAUUCGGAUAGAAUUCACGCGAUGAAGGUGUUAAAUCGACUCGGGAUAAGCGACUGCUUUCAGCAGAUUAUAUGCUUCGAGACUAUGAACCCGAAUCUUUGCAACUCAACCAGACCCGACGAGCUUCCCGUGCUCCUAAAGCCGUCGCCGGAGGCCAUGAAGACCGCGCUCCGUGCCGCCAAAGUGGAUCCUCGUCGAACGCUGUUUCUGGACGACAAUGCGAAUAACGUCGCGGCGGGGAAAGCAAUGGGCCUCCACACCGUGCUGGUUGGGAAGAGAAUAAGAAGCAAAGAAGCAGACUACGCAGUGGAGAAUGUGAAUGAAGUGGCACAGUUGAUUCCUGAAUUAUGGUGGGGAUGCGAAUCUGACGGUCAAGAUGUAAGGACAACCCCAACUCCCAAGACUGAACUCGAUUCUAUCAUCACAACGACAACAACGGCAGCCGUUGGAGCUUGAAACAAUAAAAACAGUACAUAUGUGAUGUUCACAACAUUGAAAAUGUGUGCGCCCUGACCGUCACAACAAAAAUGUACAAAGAAUAAACAAAAUAGUUGUAAUAAAUUGUGUGCGCGUGUGGGGGUGUGUUGUGGCCAUGGUGGGAAAAUGACCGUGGAGUCAAAUAAAUUAUAUUAGAAGCAUUAUUAUUAAUUAAUCUCAACCAACAAUAAGAGGUAAGUAUUGAGAUUGAGAUUGAGAAAAAUCUUAAAGAAUAUUAAGUAUAAGUGAUUUUUUGUUACAGAGAUUAGACAAUCUCAUGUAAGUGGGAUUAGAAAAUACUAUCGCAUUCCUAUAGUAUUUCCCAAUCCUACAUAUAUAGAUUUGUCUAAUCCUAAAUAAUAAACAAUUACUUAUAUUAAUCACUCUUUUAACAUAUUUGUUCAGUCUCUAUUCUAAUUCUUACCCUUAUUUUUAAUACUUCGCAUCAAAAGGGACAUAAGAUUAUGAUAGUGUUGGGGCCAAUGGCCUUCAUUCGUAUUCACCACUGCUUAUGUACAAGGUAAUUUAAAUUUCUCACAACUCUUGUAAUUUAAUACAUUCUCUUUU